Molecule: messenger RNA, 2844 nt
Organism: Drosophila innubila
Lineage: Eukaryota; Metazoa; Arthropoda; Insecta; Diptera; Drosophilidae
Gene: Kcmf1
Product: E3 ubiquitin-protein ligase Kcmf1
Exons: 8
Coding region: 478-2331 (617 amino acids)
Biological process (GO): synaptic signaling
Cellular component (GO): plasma membrane
Molecular function (GO): zinc ion binding
Source: RefSeq, a predicted model, not a curated record
AUUGUGCACUGUGUUUAUUUUGUGGUAGUGUGCGCUGUCAAUAUAUGGUUGGAGAAGGAGGUGGGGAAGAGUGCGAUUUAUACCUUCUGCCUGUUUCUAUGCAUUUCAUUUUCGGGCGACAAACGCGAAAGGUAACACCAAAGAGAAAGAACCGUAAUCGUCUUCUGUGAGCUUUGCAAAGAAAGGCGAAAAGAAAAUCGUAAAGAAGAAAAAAAAACUUUGCAUCUGCGAGGGCGGGCUGCAUUCCUCUUUUUUUUGCAUUCUACACAUGUGUACAUAGAAAUCUCCAACACAAAACAAAGUGCGAAAAACGAAUAAAUACUAAAAGCUCAUCCGAAAAUUUAUUAAAAUCAAAUCAAAACGAAAUCUCCAGUCAUCUCGUCAACGGUAGAUUGCUCCUAAAAGGGAACGGAGUCUAUCGAGUGGACGUGAAGACGUCGUUGCUGCUGCCUCUGCUGCUGCCGCUGCUGCUAAAUAAUGAGUCGUCAUGAAGGUGUGAGCUGCGAUUCAUGUCUAAAAAGUAACUUUAAUGGACGUCGAUACAAGUGCUUAAUCUGUUAUGAUUAUGAUCUGUGCGCCGAUUGCUAUGAGGAUGGCGUCACCUCCACUCGCCAUCUGGUCGAGCAUCCCAUGCAAUGCAUACUUACCCGUUCUGAUAUUGAAUUAUAUUUUGGCGGUGAGAUGCUAACAACGGAUCAGCCCCAAUCAUUUACGUGUCCUUAUUGCAAAAAGAUGGGCUUCAGUGAUGCAACCUUAUUGGAGCAUGUGUCCGCUGAACAUACGGAGACUAGCUUGGAGGUCGUCUGUCCCGUUUGCGCCGGAUUGCCAGGCGGUGAGCCGAACCUAGUCACAGAUGAUUUUGCUGGUCAUCUAACAUUGGAGCAUCGGCAAGGACCACGAGAGUUAAUAUCCUUUUUGGAUGAGCCCUCAGCCAUACGGCAUGGAGGUGGAGUGCGUCGCAUACCUGGACGCACAUUGGGUGGACCUCGAACACGACGCUCCAAUAUGCACUUCAGCUCGUCGAGCGGUCUGUCGGCGUUGUCGCCAUCGGGCCGCGAGUCUGUCGAUCCCAUUGCGGAGCUGCUCUCACAGCUGUCCGGCGUUAGACGUGGCGGACCACCAACAUCGCAAUUGCAACAAUUGCAGAUGCAAAUGCAAAUGGAUCGACAGCAGGCAACGGCAUCGCGCCAAAUUGAUCGACUGCCAAGACGCACGCAUCCCAUAGUCUCAACAUCGAAUUCGAAUGCCACCAUGGCCGAGGUGAUCAGCGGUGCAGGUGGAGGUGGCGUUGCAGUUGGCAAUGGUGGUGGCAUGAAUGCCAGUGGUGUGAGUGGACAUCCCAACCUGCGCACUAGCGAUUGGCCGGUGGGCACAAGCUUUGCAUCGACCAGUAGCCAUCAGCAGACACAGUCGAGCAGCCUGGCCGCCAAUACCCUCAACGCCAGAGAAGCGGUCGGCAACAGUUGCAUCAGCAGUGGCAGCGGAGUCAGUAACAAUGCCCUGGGCAUUAGCGUCGGCUCUGGCACUGUCGGCGCUUCAACGGCCAAUGGCAGCAGCAGCAGUGGUGCCUUGGCUAGCCAAGCUGGCGGCCAAGCUGCAGCUGGCGAGUCAUCACAAUCCCAGUACUUGCUGGCCAAAUUUAUGCAGCCCACGCUGACAGAUGCCGAGUGGGCGGAUGUUGAGCGUAAACGCGCCAACCGCUCCACGUUUGUGCAGUCGCUGCUCUUAUCGUUGCUCUGCACGGAGGAGCUGGACUUGAAUGCGGCCAAUGAUGAUGGUGAAUGCUUGGCCAAGAGUGAUAAUGUAAAUAAGGAGCAGAAUAGUGGCGAUAGCCAAAAGCAACAGCAGCAGCAGGAAGAACAGGAGACGCUGCUUAACAACAAUGCAGAUGAGCAGCAGCAGCAACAACAGCAACAGCAACGUGCUGUGGUACGACAGGUGAAUCAAAUGCAACAGACCUCACCAGAGGACUUCGUAUGCGAUGAAUAUCGCUACAAAAAUAAAAAGGCCAACAAUACAUCAGCAACAACACAAACGAGUGGCACGGCAGCAACAGGAGGCACUGUUGGUGGUGGUGGUGGUGGUGUCGGUGGUGGUAUGGUUGGUGCAGGAGGUGGAACUGUAGCAGUAGCGGCAGCUGCAAGUGCAGCUGGUGCUGGCGGCAGGCCAAUAGCAGCUGAUCGAGGUGGCAUCGAAAGACGAGGCCGGCCACAACCAGCAGAGACUGCCACGGGUUCACAGCAGCAGCAGCAGCAGCAACAACAAAAAUACAAACAAAAUGCAAAUGCGAAUGCGGCGGCAAACACAAAUCAAAUACCCGAUACUAGGUAGUGUCUCAGUUGCUAUACAACGGCAAAAAAAACCACAACAACAAAAAGAACAACCACAACAACAAGAAGUUGCAGCUGCUGCAGACUAAAUAAAAUCAGCAAUAUGUCAACACCAGUAGCAACAACAACAACUGGAACACAAUACCAAUCACAACAACAACCACAAUACCACAUUGUCCACCAACACCACAGCAGCAACAACAACAAACACAGCCGUAAGAGUAACAACAACAACAAAAGUAGCCGCAGCCGCCGCCGCAAUUUCGUCAAAAACUAUAUUAUAUGUAUCGUUUAUUAAAUAUAUUAAAAUUUAUAUAAUUAUAAAAAAAAAAAACAUGAACAGAGAUGUGCGGAGAGCUAAAAUUAUUGUAAUCAUUGAAUUAAUUAUAAUUUAAACAAACAAAAUGCAAAAUAAUCGCUAGUGUUCUAUUGAUGUAGCACAAUCAAUUCGAAUUGAUUGAAUCAUUUUUAUCGAAACCAAUCCUAACCAAUUAUAGUAACAAAUCUGCACGAA